Onthophagus taurus is the source of this 597-nucleotide messenger RNA. Lineage: Eukaryota; Metazoa; Arthropoda; Insecta; Coleoptera; Scarabaeidae. The record is from RefSeq and is a predicted model, not a curated record.
AUGGCGCCAAGAAAAGGAAUGUUUAUGUCAAACAAAGUGAAACCAACGGGAAGUUUCAAAGAAAAUUUUAAAGCUACUAAAGCACCAAAUGAGAAACCAUCACAGCAAGGAAGUAGCAGCUUUUUCUUUAAACCAGAUCCAUCUCAAAAUAAAACCAUCAAUGAAGGUUUUAAACCCAAAACGAGUUCAACAGAAAGGAAACCUUUUGAUAAAAAAAAAUGGAGAAUGCAAAGGUACAGUAGAAAAUACAAAGUACAGCAGUGGGAAGAUAGAAGAAAAAAGGAAGUUUUGAGGGAGUAUUACAAGCAAAUUGAUGACAGACCAAAAUUUGAUGUGAAAAAAAUAUAUGAUGAAAAUGAGCUUGAUACAAAUAAUGAAACUCUCCUACAAACAGAACAGGAAGAAGCCCCUAUUGAAGAAAACGAAUUUAAGAAGAACAAAAAAAAAGCUGAAAAAAAAGAAGCUCUAAAAAAGAGUAAAGAAGAAAGACUUGUUAAAUUUAAAAGAUUGAAUAGAAAAACCAAAAAGGGACAACCGAUUAUGAAAGAUAGGAUGGAAUUUUUAUUGGAACAGAUCCAGAAGAAUAUGCAAAAGUGA